GAACAACUACCACUUUUAAUAGCUUGUCUGCGGCUUACGCAAUUCGAUGCCGACUUUCUGUUGACACACAUACAGCCAUUACCUGGUUGUGAGCUACUGGCUUUCAAGGCGUUAUCGUGGAGCAGUGACCCUGCAGCACGGCCAAAGAUAAAUAUCCGAUUUACAAAACCACGUGAGGGCAAUGCUGGAAAUUGUGGUGAGAAAACAUUGUUGGCAGUUUGCUAUGAUUGGCCGUCAUUAAAAUUGCUGCAAUAUAACAAAGCUGAGGAUAAGUGGCAAGAAUAUGCGAUUAUAAAAAGCGAUUACAGUUCUUAUAGAACUAUUAUAAUGGAUGAUAAUAUAUUAUUUAUUGGCGGUGGUAAUGGUGGUGCAUCAAACAUCGCCCGCAGCUGGAAUAUACGAAAUAAAACAUGGCUACAUUUGGCCAACAUGAAGCAAGCAAGAUGUUAUCACUGCGUUGUCGAAUUAGAUGGUAACAUCUACGCGAUUGGUGGUCGUGAUGGUGGUAAUAUUCUGUCGUCGGUAGAAAGGUAUAUAUGUAUGAAUCUGUAACGAUGACGAUUGGGAGCUUUGACAAUUAAAGAUUAACUUUGAGAUUAAUGGUGAAAGCACUUUAGAC
This is a messenger RNA of Bactrocera oleae (olive fruit fly), 619 nucleotides long. The record is from RefSeq and is a predicted model, not a curated record. Lineage: Eukaryota; Metazoa; Arthropoda; Insecta; Diptera; Tephritidae.